CACGAAUACAGAACUGAUAUUUAAUUUCUUAUUUCAUAGCAAGGCUGUUUAAAACAUUGCAAAGAUGCUUAAGGCGAUGGUGUAUGAAAAUUUCGUACAUUUUAAAGACAGAUUUAGUCUCGACUUUUCAAAAACGAAAGAUAAACCAUACUUCUUUAUUGGAGCAAGCUCAACUGGUAAAACAGCUGUUCUGGAACUUAUCAGAAGAUGUAUGAAGUCUAAACUCAACACAUCGUUGACAAAUCGAUUUGAUGUCACCAAAACGGCAUAUGCUUUCUGUCAAUUUGAAGUAAAAGAUGACGAAAACAUUUUUGAACCUGAUACCUUAACUGGGUAUAUAAUUGAAGGCAAAAAUUUUUGGCCAAUUGAAGAUCAGGCUACAGCCCCGCAGGAGGAAAAGAUUGAGAAAAUGGAAGAUUUGCAGAGAGAAGAAGCCGAUGAAAAAGAUGGAAGUGAAAGUCCUUCAAAAAAGUCUAAAAGCUCAAUCAAGGAAGAUGAAGAUAAACAGGGUGAAGAAAGAGAGGAAACAAAUGAAGAAGAUAUAGAUGAGAAAGAAAUACGCAGUACAGUUAAGGCAACAUUUUCCAUAAAAAGUCACGGAAUCCGAUACAUAUAA
This is a messenger RNA of Saccostrea cuccullata (small rock oyster), 616 nucleotides long. RefSeq lists its product as uncharacterized. NCBI's taxonomy places the organism in Eukaryota, Metazoa, Mollusca, Bivalvia, Ostreida, Ostreidae. The coding region runs from base 65 to 616 and encodes 183 amino acids. The record is from RefSeq and is a predicted model, not a curated record. The transcript has 3 exons.